Aegilops tauschii subsp. strangulata is the source of this 687-nucleotide messenger RNA. Lineage: Eukaryota; Viridiplantae; Streptophyta; Magnoliopsida; Poales; Poaceae. The record is from RefSeq and is a predicted model, not a curated record.
AUGCCGCGCCGCCAACCCCCUCCCCAAGUCGGACCGCCCUCCCCCCCACCCCCGAGACAAUUUAAGCCGCCGCCCCCGACCCCUCUGCCCUCGUCCCACCCCGUCGCCGCAACCAACAUCGCCGCAGCCGACGCCCGCUCUGCCCCGUCGCGUCGCGCCGCCGCCGCAGAGCGCCGCCUCCUCGCCGCAGCCUCCCCGUCGUCCGCCGCUGUUGACCCCGCCGACCCACCGGUUUUCUUCGGUAAACCGGAGAGGCGAUAUAGAAGCAGAAGCACAAGAGCACAGAGGUCCUGUCACGCCGCCGAAGCAGCAGAGAGGUCCUGCCGCGUCAUUGAAGCAGUAGACUGGUCCGGCCGCGCCACAGAUGCAGCACAGAUGUCCCGCCGCGCCGCAGAUGCAGCAGAGUGGUCCUCCCGCGUCAUGAUAGCCUGGGAAGAUCUCUCGCAGGGAGGACAAGGCGAAGCUACCAAGCGUGACCUGCUGAGGGCGAAGACCGCUGGAAGGGCAAAGCAGCACGAGGAGACCACUGCCUUGUUGAAGAAGACGGGCAUCAUUGUCAACAAACUUAUGGACGAGAAUGCCAUGCUCCGCAGUGAGCGUGAAAUGCUGGUGGAGGAAUCUGUGGAUGCUGCCAAGCAACGUAUUGAGGACAUGAAAGAGAUCAUCAUUGCUCGCUGCGAGAACUAG